Messenger RNA from Musca domestica (house fly), 460 nucleotides. RefSeq names its product probable 26S proteasome complex subunit sem1 (gene Sem1). The transcript is spliced from 2 exons. Lineage: Eukaryota; Metazoa; Arthropoda; Insecta; Diptera; Muscidae. Gene Ontology annotation, cellular component: proteasome complex; proteasome regulatory particle, lid subcomplex. The coding region runs from base 123 to 338 and encodes 71 amino acids. Gene Ontology annotation, biological process: proteasome assembly; double-strand break repair via homologous recombination; mRNA export from nucleus. The record is from RefSeq and is a predicted model, not a curated record.
AAAAUUUGACACUGUCAAAAAAGAGAAACAAGCAGAAUUCGUACACACACUCUGUGGAAGGCAUUCUUUUUGCAAAAUCUAUUUAUUAAAAGAAAUAAUCUAACAAGAAAAACAAAAACACAAUGUCUGCCGACAAAGAGAAAACAGCCAAAGGUGAUUUGGGUUUGUUGGAGGAAGAUGAUGAAUUUGAGGAGUUCCCAGCAGAAGAUUUUAAUGCCGUAAACGAAGAUGAGGAUGAAGUCAACGUUUGGGAAGACAACUGGGACGAUGAUAAUGUCGAAGACGAUUUCAGUGUACAACUAAAGGCCCAUUUGGAAAAGCAAGCCAUGGAAACGUAAAACAGCCUCAAUAAAUCAUCAUCUCACAAAAUAAAAACAAAAACAGUUUUCAUGUUUGUUUUAAGAGUUUAAUUAUAGUAGAUUCUUUUGUAAGUAAAAUAACAUAAACAAAAAAAGAACAA